UAAAUACAUUCGGGUGUUCGCCGUGCCCGGUCUAAAAUUCCUAUGAAGUAGGAAUUAUCUCGAAACUCGAUUGGAAAGGCCACAAGUGUGUUGUGUUGUGAAAUAUGUGUGAACUGUGCACGCAAAGAUAAUUUGGAUGACUUUUUCCGCUUUGUUAUGCAUUUCCCGAUGGUCUCAACAACUAACUGAGUGAUAAGUAAGAAAACAAAAUGGCGGAAGCGGAAGGAGGAGCAAGCGAGCAGGAUGAUGUUUCAUUCCUGCGAACGGAGGACAUGGUCUGUCUCUCGUGCACGGCUACGGGAGAAAGGGUGUGCCUGGCUGCAGAGGGGUUCGGAAACCGGCACUGCUUCUUGGAGAACAUCGCUGAUAAAAAUAUCCCACCGGAUCUAUCACAGUGCGUCUUUGUUAUUGAACAGGCCUUGUCAGUACGAGCUCUCCAGGAAUUAGUCACAGCGGCUGGCUCAGAGACCGGCAAAGAAACCUUAGGUAAAGGCACAGGUUCCGGUCACAGAACAUUGCUUUACGGCAAUGCUAUCUUGCUACGUCAUCUGAACAGUGACAUGUACUUGGCGUGUCUAUCCACGUCAUCAUCACAAGACAAGUUGGCGUUUGAUGUCGGUUUACAAGAGCAUUCUCAAGGUGAAGCAUGCUGGUGGACACUGCAUCCUGCCAGCAAACAAAGGUCUGAGGGUGAGAAGGUGCGAGUCGGUGAUGAUCUGAUCUUAGUGUCGGUUGCUACUGAGAGAUAUUUGCAUACAACCAAAGAGAACGAAGUUUCAAUAGUAAACGCCUCAUUCCACGUCACACACUGGUCAGUACAGCCUUAUGGCACUGGAAUUUCCCGUAUGAAGUACGUGGGUUAUGUCUUUGGAGGUGACGUGCUAAGGUUCUUCCAUGGCGGUGAUGAAUGCCUCACGAUACCCAGUACAUGGAACAAAGAUGGGGGGCUAAAUAUCGUGGUAUAUGAAGGUGGUUCAGUAAUGUCUCAAGCUCGCUCUUUAUGGCGAUUGGAGUUGGCGCGUACUAAAUGGGCUGGUGGUUUUAUAAAUUGGUACCACCCCAUGAGGAUAAGACACAUUACCACGGGCCGCUAUUUGGGAGUCAACGAUCAGAACGAGCUGUAUUUGGUUAGCAGAGAGGAAGCUACAACAGCAUCAUGUGCUUUCUGCCUCCGACAAGAGAAGGAUGACCAGAAAGUGGUUUUGGAAGACAAAGACUUAGAGGUCAUCGGGGCUCCCAUCAUCAAGUAUGGAGACUCCACUGUCAUUGUACAGCAUUCUGAAACCGGAUUGUGGUUAUCUUAUAAGUCUUACGAAACGAAGAAAAAGGGCUUAGGUAAAGUAGAAGAGAAACAAGCGAUACUCCACGAGGAAGGCAAGAUGGAUGAUGGUUUGGACUUCUCUCGGUCCCAAGAAGAGGAGUCUAGAACCGCCAGGGUGAUUAGGAAGUGUUCUUCACUCUUCACGAAGUUCAUUAAUGGCCUUGAGACAUUACAAGAGAACAGACGUCACUCUAUGUUCUUCGCGUCUGUGAAUCUUGGAGAAAUGGUUAUGUGUCUUGAGGAUUUGAUUAAUUACUUCGCACAACCUGAAGAGGAUAUGGAACACGAAGAAAAACAAAAUAGAUUCCGAGCCCUCCGAAACCGCCAAGAUCUAUUCCAAGAGGAAGGAAUAUUAAACCUUAUUUUAGAAGCCAUAGACAAGAUAAACGUGAUUACGUCACAGGGCUUCCUUGCCGGCUUUUUGGCGGGAGACGAAUCGGGACAGAGUUGGGAUAUGAUAUCUGUGUAUUUGUAUCAACUUUUAGCUGCGAUAAUCAAAGGCAACCACACAAACUGUGCCCAAUUCGCAAACUCGAACCGCUUGAACUGGUUAUUCUCCCGUCUGGGCUCGCAGGCAUCUGGAGAGGGAACUGGGAUGCUGGAUGUACUGCAUUGUGUGCUUAUUGACUCGCCUGAAGCGUUGAAUAUGAUGCGAGAUGAGCACAUCAAAGUAAUCAUCUCGCUUUUAGAGAAACACGGCCGCGAUCCGAAAGUAUUGGACGUGUUGUGUUCGCUUUGUGUGGGUAAUGGAGUAGCUGUCAGGUCGUCGCAGAAUAACAUUUGUGACUAUUUACUACCAGGGAAGAACUUGCUACUCCAGACUGCUUUAGUGGAUCAUGUGUCAAGUGUGCGACCAAAUAUUUUUGUGGGUCGUGUAGAAGGUUCUGCCGUAUACCAAAAAUGGUAUUUCGAAGUCACCAUGGACCAUAUUGAGAAGACCACACACAUGAUGCCGCAUUUGAGGAUUGGAUGGGCAAAUACAACGGGUUACGUACCUUACCCCGGCGGCGGUGAAAAGUGGGGUGGUAAUGGGGUCGGUGACGAUCUUUAUUCCUUUGGGUUUGAUGGGGCUUACCUGUGGUCUGGUGGGCGGAAGACUCAAGUCAACAAGACUCAUGCUGAGGAGCCCUUUAUCAGGAAAGGUGACGUCAUUGGCUGUGCUUUGGACCUCACAGUCCCGAUCAUCAACUUCAUGUUCAACGGAGUGAGAGUCACGGGUUCCUUCACGAAUUUCAACCUGGAAGGAAUGUUCUUCCCUGUCAUGAGUUGUUCUAGCAAGUUGAGUUGCCGUUUUCUCAUGGGAGGGGAACACGGUAGGCUAAGAUACGCGGCCCCCGAAGGAUACUCCCCAUUGGUAGAAUCUCUCUUACCGCAGCAGAUAUUGAACCUGGAGCCAUGCUUCUACUUUGGCAACUUGGCUAAACGCGCUCUGGCUGGUCCGCCCUUGGUACAGGAUGACACUGCUUUUGUGCCUACACCUGUUGAUACUGCCUCUAUUACACUGUCGUCAUAUAUCGAACAAAUUCGGGACAAACUUGCGGAAAAUAUACACGAAAUGUGGGCCAUGAAUAAGAUUGAAGCAGGUUGGAUGUACGGAGACCAAAGAGAUGAUUUGCAUAAAGUACAUCCUUGUCUGGUCCCCUUCGAGCGUCUUCCGGCUGCUGAAAAGCGAUACGAUAUCCAGUUAGCAGUUCAAACUCUUAAGACUAUAUUGGCCCUGGGUUACUAUAUAAGUUUGGAUAAACCACCGGCUCGUAUCCGUAACGUCAGAUUGCCCAACGAACCAUUUAUGCAGUCGAACGGCUACAAGCCAGCUCCAUUGGACCUAAGCGCAGUGACCCUUACUCCUAAGAUGGACGAAUUAGUGGACCAAUUAGCAGAGAACACUCACAAUUUAUGGGCGAGGGAGCGGAUACAACAAGGGUGGACUUAUGGCCUUAAUGAGGAUCCCGAUAUGAAUCGUUCACCCCAUUUAGUGCCGUAUCCAAAAGUUGACGACGCAAUUAAAAAAGCUAACAGAGAUACCGCGUCUGAGACCGUAAGGACUCUACUAGUUUAUGGAUACAACUUGGAUCCACCAACGGGAGAACAACACGAAGCAUUACUUGCUGAAGCCUCAAGACAAAAGCAAGCAGAAUUUAGAACAUACAGAGCCGAGAAGAAUUACGCUGUUAGUUCUGGAAAAUGGUACUUUGAAUUCGAAAUACUUACUGCUGGACCAAUGAGGGUUGGUUGGGCCCAUGCUGAUAUGCCUCCAGGUAUGAUGUUGGGGCAAGACGAAAAUUCCUGGGCAUUCGACGGAUAUAAUUCGUUAAAAUGGCACGGCGGUUCAAGCGACACGUUUGGACAGCAGCUCAAAGUAGGCGAUAUUGUCGCCUGUUUCUUAGAUGUACCAGAUCAAACAAUUAGUUUUUCGCUAAAUGGUGAAUUGUUGAUGGACGCGCUUGGUGGUGAGACAACAUUUGCAGAUGUCCAAGGUGAUAACUUCGUGCCAGCCUGUACCCUUGGAGUCGGUCAAAAAGCUAGGUUAUCAUAUGGUCAAGAUGUGAACUCUCUAAAGUACUUCACAACCUGUGGUCUCCAAGAGGGUUACGAACCUUUCUGUGUCAACAUGAACCGUGAUGUAACACAUUGGUAUACAAAAGAUCAGCCGAUAUUUGAGAACACAGAUGAAAUGAUCGACACGAGGAUCGAUGUUACCAGGAUUCCAGCUGGCUCUGACACGCCGCCAUGCUUAAAAAUAUCGCACAACACAUUUGAGACGAUGGAAAAGGCGAAUUGGGAGUUCCUCAGGCUGUCGCUACCUGUUAUAUGCCAUGCUGAGUUUAUUGAUGAAUCGGAAAAAGCUCGCCGUUGGGUGGAGAUCAAGGAUCGUCAGCAGAUUCUGAUGAAGGAAGCGGUUGAAGCUCAAAUGCCGGCGCAUAUCGACCAAAUAAUGAGAAGUGGCUUCACCAUGAACGAUAUUAAAGGUCUCCACUACGAUGAGAAUCAAGAAGACGUAAAAAUCAAGAGGCAGCCCUCACGUCCACCCCGCAAAGGGUCUAUCACACGCAACGUCACAAUACAGAAUUACAAUUUACAACCAGGUCAAAACGGAAUGAACCGGUCGACAAGUGAAGCGGAAAUGUCAAAAUAUGAACUCGGGGUACAGAGUCUGCCUGAAGAUACCAAGAAAGAUAAGAGAGGAAGGUCGCCAUUCAAGUUCUUUAGAAGUAAAAGAGGAGAGAGUGGGGAUAGAGGUAAAUCGAGGAAGUCGAAAACCCCUGAUCCCUACACAGAUACUGAAGUGUCCCCAGAUAGGGCUCGGCGACCCAAUCCACAAAUCAGAGUAUCACAGGCCAAUCAGAGGUAUAACAUUCAAAAUAGAAAUAAUGGGGCCAAUAUGUACGACAGUCAAGGCGCUUUAAACACAAACUUGACAGUGCCAACACCAACACAAGAUCGUAAGCAAAUGACAACCGCUACACUCGACAAGUCUGCGACAGAAACGAUCGGGAAUGAAAUAUUCGAUGCUGACUGUUUGAAACUUAUCAAUGAAUACUUUUACGGUGUCAGAAUUUUCCCCGGUCAGGAUCCCACUCACGUGUAUAUAGGAUGGGUGACCACUCAAUAUCAUUUGCACUCCAAGGACUUUAAUCAGAAUAAAGUCACCAAGUCUUCAGUUAUCAUCACAGACGAUUAUGAUAGGGUGAUUGAGAGUGUAAACCGCCAGUCGUGUUAUAUGGUGCGAGCUGAUGAAUUGUACAAUGAAGUGAUGGCGGAAGCAACAGCAAAAGGAGCUUCCCAGGGAAUGUUCAUUGGUUGUUCUGUUGAUACGUCGACUGGUACUGUAUCCUUCACGUGUGAGGGAAAAGAUACCAGCAUUAAGUUUAAGAUGGAACCAGAAACAAAACUCUUCCCGGCGAUAUUCGUUGAGGCCACAUCAAAGGAAAUCCUGCAAAUAGAGCUGGGUCGGUCCUCUACUAGUCUUCCACUUAGUGCUGCAGUGCUGCCAACUAGCGACAAACACGUGAACCCACAAUUCCCACCGAGGCUUAAAGUGCAGUGCUUGAAACCGCAUCAAUGGGCUAGAGUACCGAACCAAUUCCUUCAAGUUCACGCUCUGAAGUUGUCUGACAUUCGUGGUUGGUCCAUGCUCUGUGAAGACGCUGUAUCCAUGUUGGCUUUACAUAUUCCAGAGGAGGACCGUUGCAUAGACAUCUUAGAGUUGAUAGAGAUGGACAAACUUCUAAGCUUCCACGCCCACACUCUCACAUUAUAUGCCGCUCUCUGUUACCAAAGCAAUUACAGGGCCGCACACGCUUUGUGUCAACACGUCGAUCAGAAACAACUGCUUUACGCGAUCCGAUCUCAGUACAUGUCGGGACCUCUACGGCAAGGUUUCUACGAUUUGCUCAUCGCCUUACAUUUGGAGUCUCAUGCCACUACUAUGGAAGCGUGUAAGAACGAAUUUGUGAUACCUUUGGGACCAGAACUGAAGUCGUUGUACGAGGAUCGGGAGAUGUGUCACAGCCUUCGAUCUUUGCAGACUGAGAGUGUUCGGCCCCAUAUGAACAUGACUAAUAUUGCAGAAAACAUAUCGGACAUAAGCAACCUCUACUCCCCCUACUUCCCCCUCGAAGUGGUCCGGGAAUUCGUCAUGCAGGCUUUGGCUGAAGCCGUGGAGACCAACCAAGUACACAACAGAGAUCCUACUGGCGGAAGCAAUGAGAAUCUUUUCUUGCCCUUAAUAAAGCUGGUGGAUCGCUUACUUUUAGUGGGAAUGAUGAGAGAUGAAGAUGUUGAGAAACUUCUCAUAAUGAUCAACCCUGAGACUUGGGAUCCGACGUUUGAUAAAGAGGGCAAAGAUGAGCAUAGAAAGGGCCUUCUCCACAUGAAAAUGGCGGAAGGUGCGAAACUCCAAAUGUGCUACUUACUUCAACACCUCAACGACAUUCAGUUAAGACACAGAGUUGAGUCAAUUAUUGCGUUUGCGCAUGAUUUUGUUGGAGAACUUCAAACUGAUCAGUUGAGACGUUACACAGAAAUCAAACAGUCAGAUCUGCCCAGUGCGGUUGCUGCUAAGAAGACGAGAGAAUUCCGUUGUCCGCCGAGAGAACAGAUGAAUGCUAUUCUAAGUUUUAAGCACUUAGAAGAUGAAGAUCCGGAAAACUGUCCAUGUGGUGAAGAGCUCAUCGCGAGAAUGAAUGAGUUCCACGAUGCUCUCAUGUCACACGUGUCUUUGAGUGCUUUGCAAGAACCGGAUGGUGAUCAAUCGAAUGAGCCGGAAGUAAAACCAGGUGCAUUUGGUAAACUUUACAACAUCAUCAACACUGUGAAGGAGUUAGAAGACGAAGCCAAGGCCCUCGAAGAAGAAAAGAAGAAGACUCCAGAAGAGAAGUUCCGUAAAGUUUUGAUUCAGACAAUCGUCAACUGGGCUGAGGAGUCGCAAAUCGAAACGCCCAAACUGGUUAGGGAAAUGUUCAGUCUUCUGGUCCGUCAAUACGAUGCGGUGGGAGAACUAAUCCGAGCGCUUGAGAAAACAUAUGUAAUCAAUGCGAAAACCAAACUAGACGUAGCUGAAAUGUGGGUCGGACUGAGUCAGAUCAGAGCCUUAUUGCCCGUUCAAAUGAGUCAGGAGGAAGAGGAACUUAUGAGAAAGAGAUUGUGGAAACUCGUCAACAAUCACACUUUCUUCCAACAUCCGGAUCUAAUCAGAGUGUUACGUGUACACGAGAACGUGAUGGCCGUAAUGAUGAACACGCUAGGCCGACGUGCGCAGGCGCAAUCUGACGCCCCUGCAACUUCACCGCCAACUCCUGAGGACAAGGAAAAGGACACUUCUCACGAAAUGGUGGUCGCAUGCUGUCGUUUCCUCUGCUACUUCUGUCGCACGGGCAGACAGAACCAGAAAGCCAUGUUCGACCAUUUCGACUUCCUUCUCGAGAACUCCAACAUUCUGCUCGCUAGGCCAUCUUUAAGAGGAUCCACUCCGCUAGAUGUCGCGUAUUCGAGUCUCAUGGAAAAUACUGAGCUGGCCCUUGCUUUGAGAGAACACUAUUUGGAGAAGAUAGCGGUGUACUUGUCUCGUUGUGGUCUUCAAAGUAACUCUGAACUGAUAGAGAAAGGUUACCCAGACUUGGGUUGGGAUCCAGUGGAGGGAGAACGUUAUCUGGAUUUCCUAAGAUUCUGUGUUUGGGUCAACGGUGAAAGCGUAGAAGAAAAUGCAAAUCUUGUUAUUCGUCUUCUCAUCAGAAGACCGGAAUGUCUGGGUCCAGCGUUGAGAGGUGAAGGCGAAGGUCUUUUAAAGGCUAUAGUAGACGCUAAUAAGAUGAGUGAAAGGAUCGCAGAUAGAAGGAAAUUAAGGGAUUUAGAGCAAGAGGGAGAUAUCAGUUUCAGCCACCCGUUACCCGAGUCAGACGACGAUGAAGAUUACAUAGACACAGGCGCCGCCAUUUUGAACUUCUACUGUACUCUCGUGGACUUGUUGGGACGCUGUGCACCCGAUGCAGGUGUUAUCGCACUGGGUAAAAACGAAUCCCUACGUGCCCGAGCCAUCUUAAGAUCCCUGGUCCCAUUGGAGGACCUCCAAGGCGUACUCAGUUUGAGAUUCACUCUCAACAACCCGGCUGCUGGCGAAGAGAGACCUAAAUCUGACAUGCCAUCCGGUUUAAUACCAGGACAUAAGCAGAGUGUAGGACUUUUCCUGGAACGAGUAUAUGGAAUUGAAACGCAGGAGCUAUUCUAUCGACUUCUGGAAGAGGCCUUCCUUCCUGAUCUUAGAGCUGCUACUAUGUUAGACAGGAACGACGGUUGCGAGUCAGACAUGGCUUUAUCAAUGAACAGAUACAUCGGCAACUCCAUACUCCCGUUGCUUAUCAAACAUGCUAACUUCUACAACGAGGCUGAAAACUACGCUAGUUUGCUUGAUGCUACACUUCAUACUGUGUAUAGAUUAUCAAAGAACCGUAUGCUGACAAAGGGUCAGCGUGAGGCCGUGUCAGACUUUUUAGUUGCUCUGACAUCCGCCAUGCAGCCUUCCAUGUUACUCAAGCUUUUGAGGAAACUUACAGUUGACGUCUCCCGAUUGUCUGAAUAUACUACUGUGGCUUUAAGGCUUUUAACAUUACACUACGAGCGAUGUGCAAAGUACUAUGGCAGUACCAGCGGUCAAGGCUCCUACGGAUCCUCGUCUGAUGAAGAAAAGAGACUCACAAUGAUGCUCUUCUCGAACAUCUUCGACUCUCUCAGCAAGAUGGACUACGAGCCAGAGUUGUUUGGAAAAGCUCUGCCUUGCUUGAUUGCUAUUGGUUGCGCUCUCCCUCCUGACUAUUCGCUCUCAAAGAACUAUGAUGACGAGUUCUAUGGCAAGGAAUCUCAGGCUGCAGGCGCAGACAAUCCGCAGUACGACCCUCAGCCCAUCAAUACCUCAUCGGUGGCUCUCAAUAACGACCUUAACACAAUCGUUCAGAAGUUCUCCGAACAUUACCACGAUGCUUGGGCGUCAAGAAAAAUCGAAAAUGGUUGGGUCUACGGUGAAAACUGGUCUGAUAGCCAAAAGACGCACCCACGCUUGAAACCCUACAACAUGCUGAAUGAUUACGAGAAAGAACGUUACAAGGAGCCCGUUCGUGAAUCCCUCAAGGCUCUUCUUGCUAUUGGCUGGUCGGUAGAACAUUCGGAAGUGGAUAUACCCAGCAACAAUAGGAGUUCCAUGAGACGACAGUCUAAGAGUGGCAUUGACUCAGCAACGCCCUUCAACUACAACCCACAUCCAGUGGAUAUGACCAAUCUGACUCUGUCAAGAGAGAUGCAGAACAUGGCUGAGAGGUUAGCUGAUAACGCGCACGACAUCUGGGCGAAGAAGAAGAAAGAAGAACUUGUUACCAAUGGAGGUGGUAUUCAUCCGCAACUUGUUCCUUACGAUCUCUUAACCGACAAGGAGAAGAAAAAAGACCGCGAAAGGUCUCAAGAAUUCCUCAAAUACCUUCAAUACCAGGGUUACAAACUACACAGACCCAGCAAGGCGUCCCAAAUUGACACGGAACAGACCACUACGGGUGUCGCAAUAGAGCUCAGAUUCGCGUAUUCCUUGUUGGAGAAACUGAUCCAGUACAUCGACCGCGCGACGAUUAAUAUGAAGCUCCUAAAACCGUCUACUACUUUCAGUAGACGAUCCAGCUUUAAGACAAGCACGAGGGAUAUUAAGUUCUUCUCUAAGGUUGUACUACCUUUGAUGGAGAAGUACUUCUCAACACAUCGUAACUACUUCAUAGCAGUUGCCACAGCGACUAACAAUGUUGGUGCAGCGAGUUUGAAAGAGAAGGAAAUGGUGGCUGCUUUGUUCUGUAAAUUGGCCAGUCUAUUACGAUCUAGGUUAGCAGCGUUCGGCCCGGAUGUACGUAUAACCGUCCGUUGUCUACAAGUCCUUGUGAAGGGCAUUGAUGCUAAAUCCUUGGUGAAGAACUGUCCGGAAUUCAUCAGGACCUCCAUGUUGACAUUCUUCAAUAAUCUCGCUGACGAUUUGGGGCAUACUAUAUUCAACUUACAAGAGGGUAAAUAUGCACAUCUCCGAGGUACCCACCUCAAGACAUCGACAUCUUUGGGCUACAUCAAUGGAGUGACGCUACCAAUAUUGACAGCGAUGUUCGAUCAUCUAGCUAACUGCGAAUAUGGAGCGGAUUUGUUGCUUGACGAGAUUCAAGUAGCGUCUUAUAAAAUGUUGGGCUCGCUAUACACGUUGGGAACGGAUGUAACACUGACACACGACAGAAAAUACCUUAAGACGGAAAUCGAGAGACACAAACCUGCAUUGGGUUCAUGCCUCGGCGCAUUUAGUUCAACAUUCCCGGUGGCCUUCCUGGAGCCGCAUCUCAACAAGCACAACCAAUUCUCGUUACUCAACCGUAUUGCUGAUCAUUCAUUGGAAGCUCAAGACAUAAUGGCGAAAAUGGAACAAUCAAUGCCAACUCUAGAAACAAUUCUGAACGAAGUCGAUCACUUCGUGGAAUCAGACAAGACGUAUAAUGAAGCACCUCAUAUCAUUGAUGUGGUACUGCCUUUGCUGUGCUCGUAUUUGCCUUUCUGGUGGGCGCAGGGACCAGAUAAUGUAACUCCGACGGGCGGCAACCACGUCACCAUGGUAACCGCAGAGCACAUGAACCAGCUCCUGAAGAACGUCCUAAAGCUGAUUAAGAAGAAUAUUGGCAAUGAAAGCGCACCCUGGAUGACCCGUAUUGCAACGUAUACGCAACAGAUUAUAAUAAACUCAUCUGAGGAAUUGUUGAGAGAGUCGUUCCUUCCAUUGGCAGAACGUGUGCGGAAGAGGACGGAUAAUAUGUUCCAUAAAGAGGAGAGCUUGCGAGGUUUUAUUAAAUCAUCAACAGACGACACAUCGCAAGUAGAGUCGCAGAUACAAGAAGACUGGCAGCUAUUAGUAAGGGACAUCUACUCCUUCUACCCCCUUCUCAUCAAAUACGUGGAUUUGCAAAGGAAUCACUGGCUCAGGAAUAAUGUACCAGAGGCCGAAGAACUCUACAACCAUGUUGCAGAAAUAUUCAACAUUUGGUCCAAGAGCCAGUACUUCCUCAAGGAGGAGCAAAACUUCAUAUCAGCUAACGAAAUCGACAACAUGGUGUUGAUAAUGCCUACUGCGACUAGAAGAGUGACCACCGUUGUGGAUGGAACUCAACAGGGUGGUGGAAAGAAAAAGAAAAAGCAUCGCGAUAAGAAGAGAGACAAAGACAAGGAAGUUCAAGCCUCUUUAAUGGUGGCCUGUCUGAAGAGACUUCUACCGGUUGGUCUGAACCUCUUUGCGGGUAGAGAACAAGAGUUGGUGCAGCAUUGCAAGGACAGGUUUUUGAAGAAAAUGUCAGAACAAGAUGUGGCAGAAUUCGCGAAGACGCAGCUAACAUUGCCGGACAAAAUUGACCCGGCGGAUGAAAUGUCCUGGCAACAUUAUUUGUACAGCAAGCUCGGGUCCAAGAGUAAGACAGCGAUCACCGUAGAAACUUCAGAAAAUAAAGCCAAGAUAAUAGAUGACACCGUGGAGAGGAUUGUGGCUAUGAGUAAAGUGUUGUUUGGCCUGCAUAUGAUCGACCAUCCCCAACAAAUGAGUAAGAACGUUUAUCGUUCUGUUGUCUCCAUACAACGUAAACGCGCAGUCAUCGCCUGUUUCCGGCAAACUUCACUUCAUUCCUUGCCAAGGCACAGGGCAUGUAAUAUCUUCGCUAGAACUUAUUAUGAACUUUGGUUAGAAGAAGAGAAUAUCGGACAAGAAGUCAUGAUCGAAGAUUUAACGCAAACGUUUGAAGAUGCUGAAUUAAAGAAGAGUGAUGUUGUGGAAGAAGAGGGGAAACCGGAUCCCCUUACUCAACUCGUUACAACUUUCUGUCGCGGGGCUAUGACUGAGCGCUCCGGGGCUUUACAGGAGGAUCCCCUAUAUAUGUCUUACGCGCACAUUAUCGCAAAGUCCUGUGGAGAGGAAGAAGAAGAAGGGGGAGAAGAGGAGGAGGGGGGAGGGGAACCCGAAGGAGAAGACGAGGGAAAGUCCAGUAUUCAUGAACAAGAAAUGGAAAAGCAGAAGUUGUUAUUCCAUCAAGCGCGUUUAGCAAACCGAGGAGUAGCCGAAAUGGUCCUACUACACAUAUCCGCUUCAAAGGGCGUUCCCAGUGACAUGGUGAUGAAGACGUUGCAAUUGGGAAUAUCAAUUUUGAGAGGGGGCAACAUUGACAUACAGAUGGGUAUGCUGAAUCACCUCAAAGAUAAGAAGGAUGUGGGCUUCUUCACAUCAAUAGCUGGACUCAUGAAUUCCUGUUCUGUUCUUGACUUGGAUGCCUUCGAACGGAACACUAAAGCUGAAGGGCUGGGUGUAGGCUUAGAGGGCGCGGCGGGUGAGAAAAAUAUGCACGAUGCAGAAUUUACAUGCGCCCUCUUUAGGUUCAUACAACUUACCUGUGAAGGACACAACUUGGAGUGGCAGAACUACCUUCGAACUCAGGCUGGUAACACUACUACUGUGAACGUGGUUAUAUGCACAGUAGAUUAUCUACUAAGGCUGCAGGAGUCUAUCAUGGACUUCUACUGGCAUUACUCUAGCAAGGAACUAAUAGACCCAGCAGGAAAGGCGAAUUUCUUCAAAGCUAUUGGCGUGGCUUCACAAGUCUUUAACACCCUCACUGAAGUCAUUCAAGGACCUUGUACGCAAAAUCAGCAAGCGUUAGCUCAUUCCAGGUUAUGGGACGCAGUCGGUGGUUUUCUUUUCCUUUUCUCUCAUAUGCAAGAUAAGUUGUCCAAGCAUUCUUCCCAAGUAGACCUGCUGAAAGAACUGCUAAAUCUUCAGAAAGACAUGAUCACCAUGAUGCUGUCUAUGCUGGAGGGGAACGUUGUUAAUGGAACAAUUGGUAAACAGAUGGUGGACACUCUAGUAGAGUCGGCAUCUAACGUGGAACUGAUUCUAAAAUACUUUGAUAUGUUCCUGAAGCUGAAAGAUCUGACAUCAAGCGCUAGUUUCAAAGAGAUUGACGCUAAUAAUGAUGGCUGGGUUCUGCCAAAGGACUUUAAGGAGAAGAUGGAACAGCAGAAGAGUUAUAGUCCGGAAGAGAUAGAGUUCCUUCUGGCUUGUUGCGAGACAAACCACGACGGUAAACUCGACUAUAUCGGCUUCUGCGAUCGAUUCCACGAGCCUGCCAAAGAAAUUGGAUUCAACUUGGCCGUACUUCUUACUAACCUAUCAGAACACAUGCCAAAUGAACCCAGGCUUGCUCGUUUCCUGGAAACGGCCGGAUCAGUUCUGAAUUACUUCGAGCCUUUCCUUGGAAGAAUUGAGAUAAUGGGUGGUUCUAAACGCAUAGAGCGGGUUUACUUCGAAAUCAAGGAAUCCAACAUUGAACAGUGGGAGAAACCGCAGAUUAAGGAAUCGAAGCGUGCGUUCUUCUACAGCAUAGUGACAGAAGGCGGUGACAAGGAGAAGUUGGAGGCGUUCGUCAAUUUCUGUGAAGAUGCCAUCUUUGAGAUGACUCAUGCUUCGGGAUUGAUGGCUGCUUCAGAGGAAUCCGCAAGUGGACCAAAGAAUCGAGAGGCUGCGUAUACUUACUUGGGAGAUGAUGAUGAUGAACGAGCCGGCAAAGACCCAUUCCGUCGUGGCUACCAAUCAGUUAAAGAUGCGAUAGCUGCAACAUUUUCGUUCUUAUCGCCCUCCAACAUAAAGGCCAAAAUCGCGGACAUGCAACAAAUGCCACCUGCGGAACUCGUGGUUGGCUUCCUGAAACUCUUCUUCUAUCUGUUCUACUAUAUUGGAUAUGGAUUUGUUGUUGUUAUAAGGUAUAUAUUCGGCGUAUUACUCGGCUUGAUGCGUGGACCUCAUGUAGAGGAACCUCCCCCUCCAGAGCCUACUGAGGAGGAGAAAAUCGGUCAGUUUAAACACAGAUUGAUCACACAAAGUCCGUCUCGCCACCUACCCGCAUUGCCUGCGGCAGAUGAUACAGGACAAAUGCAAGUUUCUGCUUUCGGUCUAGAUAUUACUAAAGAGGAUAAUGGCCAGAUACAAGUUAAGCCACACGAGUCACCGACCACUUCGACGCCAUCUUCAGGUGAGGAGGCAGAAGUGUCCCUAGACGAGAGUAUUGAACAUACUGAGGAACAACAACCGCCUUCACUCAUCGAUUUGCUCGGUGGGGAACAAGCAAAGAAACAGGCCCAAGAACGUGUUGAAGCUCAGGCAGCGCAACAAGCUGCUAUGUCCGCCAUUGAAGCUGAAAGCAAAAAGGCAGUACAAGUUCCCGCUCCGUCGGCCCUGUCCCAAGUAGACCUCUCCCAGUACACGAAGCGUGCCGUAUCCUUCCUCGCGAGAAACUUCUACAACCUGAAGUACGUCGCUCUGGUGCUCGCCUUCUGCAUCAACUUUGUGUUGCUCUUCUAUAAGGUGUCGAUCCCGGAUAGUGAUAAAGAAGGUUCUGGUAUCGGAGACAUCAUCAGUGGAUCUGGAUCAGGCCAAGGUUCGGGAAGUGGAGAGGGCAGCGGUGAAAGUGAGGACGAUGAUAGCCUAGAAGUGGUGCGGAUAGACGAAGACUUCUUCUAUAUGGAACACGUUAUCAAGAUGGCUGCUGCUCUUCACUCUAUCGUAUCGCUUGCUAUUCUCAUUGGAUAUUAUCAUCUGAAGGUGCCUCUUGCCAUAUUCAAACGUGAAAAGGACAUCGCUCGUCGCCUGGAGUUUGACGGUCUCUACAUCGCUGAACAACCGGAAGAUGACGACCUCAAGAGCCAUUGGGACAAACUUGUUAUUUCUGCCAAAUCAUUCCCGGUGAACUAUUGGGACAAGUUUAUAAAGAAGAAAGUCCGGGCCAAGUAUUCUGAGACCUACGACUUUGACUCCAUAUCCAACAUGUUGGGAAUGGAAAAGACUUCUUUCUCGGCCCAAGAAGAUGAAGGCAAUAAAGGACUAUGGAACUACAUCGUUAACAUCGACUGGCGCUACCAAGUGUGGAAGGCGGGUGUCACUAUCACAGACAACUCGUUCCUCUACUCCCUCUGGUACUUCAGUUUCUCCGUGAUGGGCAAUUUCAACAACUUCUUCUUUGCCGCCCAUUUGCUGGAUGUCGCCGUCGGUUUCAAGACGCUAAGAACCAUUCUACAGUCCGUCACGCAUAAUGGAAAACAGUUGGUGUUAACUGUGAUGCUGUUAACAAUCAUAGUAUACAUCUACACGGUGAUAGCGUUCAACUUCUUCCGCAAAUUCUACGUUCAAGAAGAGGAUGACGAAAUCAACAGGAAUUGCCAUGACAUGCUUUCUUGCUUCGUGUUCAACCUAUACAAAGGCGUACGUGCAGGAGGAGGUAUCGGGGACGAGCUCGAACCUCCUGAUGGAGACGAUUCGGAGGUGUACCGCAUCAUCUUCGACAUAUCUUUCUUCUUCUUCGUCAUCAUUAUCCUGCUGGCUAUCCUUCAGGGUUUGAUCAUUGAUGCGUUCGGAGAGCUCCGUGACCAACUGGAGUCAGUCAAAGAAGACAUGGAGUCCAACUGCUUCAUUUGUGGCAUCAAUAAGGACUACUUUGAUAAGGUGCCGCACGGUUUCGACACACACGUGCAACGGGAGCACAAUCUCGCAAAUUACAUGUUCUUCUUGAUGCAUCUCAUCAACAAACCCGACACUGAAUAUACAGGUCAAGAAACAUUCGUAUGGAACAUGUACACGCAAAGAUGCUGGGACUUCUUCCCAGUGGGAGAUUGCUUCCGGAAACAGUAUGAAGACGUCAUGGGAGAAUAGUGAUGUCUCCCUCAAUCCUACCGACAUCGUAUUGUCAUCUGUCAAUAGCCACGAUAAUGGCUUCCAAGCCGAUGCUCAAUAACACCAAUUGUAAAUUUAAAGCAAUAUUGUUUUAAGGAAAGUUAAGUGUUAAGACAUUUUUCCUUUUUAGAGAAAUUUGAUAAUCGGAAGUUAAUAUGUAAUAAGAUUAAAAAGGAAUUAUUUUAAUCAUUCACGUUUUCUAUUAAAUGGUGGCCUUUCCAAGUAUGUAAUGUUUUCUAUUUUAACUUUUUCGAUAUAGUUUAUGUAAGAAUAUAACGUGCGUUGAAUAAAAUUAAUUUAUUCUGAA
Molecule: messenger RNA, 15891 nt
Organism: Pieris napi
Lineage: Eukaryota; Metazoa; Arthropoda; Insecta; Lepidoptera; Pieridae
Gene: RyR
Product: ryanodine receptor
Exons: 112
Coding region: 210-15563 (5117 amino acids)
Biological process (GO): calcium ion transmembrane transport; intracellular calcium ion homeostasis
Cellular component (GO): Z disc; sarcolemma; calcium channel complex
Molecular function (GO): protein binding; ryanodine-sensitive calcium-release channel activity
Source: RefSeq, a predicted model, not a curated record